CGUCCUUGCUCUCCGGGAGGCGCCGGGGACUGGAAGUCAUGUGUACCCUGAGUCACGUGAAGGCUGGCGUCACGUGUCAGCCCUCCCCAGGCCCCCUUUUGGCUCUCCGAAGGCCUCAGGGGAGGGAGCGGUCAAUUUUCGGGUCAAAGUCCGCGGGCCUCGAAGGUCGUAGUCCGGAGCCAGCGACCAGAUGAUCCGGGUGUGGACGGCAGGUUUCCCCGCCCCUGGGGACCCGGGCUCUAGGGGGAUGCCUGAGCCAGCGGCGCUAGGACCCCCGAGUAGAGCCUCGGGAAGGGAGUCGGGGGGAAUGCCUUACAUGGUUCCCCGACUGUCACCAUCUAAGUCGGUGGCCCAAAAUAGCUCCGGGCGCCGUCUGUCUUGCCACAUGGCCCCAGAUGGCUGCUGCCUCCAACCCUGUGGAGCUGGGUGCCUCCUGGGGACCCGCGCGCCCGGAGCCCCCUCCCACCCGCUUCCACCGGGUGCACGGAGCCAACAUCCGCGUGGACCCCUCGGGGACGCGGGCCACGCGCGUGGAGAGCUUCGCCCAUGGUGUGUGCUUCAGUCGCGAGCCGCUGGUCCCCGGCCAGGUAUUCCUGGUCGAGAUCGAGGAGAAAGAGCUGGGCUGGUGCGGCCAUCUGCGCCUCGGCCUGACCGCGCUGGACCCCGCCAGUCUGGCCGCCGUGCCCGAAUUUUCGCUGCCGGACCUGGUCAACCUUGGCCACACCUGGGUCUUCGCCAUCACGCGCCACCACAACCGCGUGCCCCGGAACGGCCAACCGCAGGCAGAGGCAGAGGCCGCGGCCCCGCGCCGCCCCCCGGCCCUGCUGGUGGAACCGUAUCUGUGCAUUGAGCAGUUCCGAAUCCCCCGGGACCGCCUCGUGGGCCGCAGCCGGCCGGGGCUCUACAGCCACCUCUUGGACCAGCUCUACGAGCUGAACGUGUUGCCUCCGACCGCGCGCCGCAGCCGCCUGGGCGUUCUCUUCUGCCCGCACCCGGAUGGCACCGCAGACAUGCACAUCGUCAUCAACGGGGAGGACAUGGGCCCCAGCGCCCGGGGGCUGCCCGCUGCCCAGCCCCUCUAUGCGGUGGUGGACGUGUUUGCCUCCACCAAGAGCGUGCGUCUGGUUCAACUCGAGUAUGGCUUGCCAUCGCUGCAGACUCUGUGCCGCCUAGUGAUCCAGAGGAGCGUGGUGCACCGGCUGGCCAUUGAUGGACUCCAUCUGCCCAAAGGGCUUAAGGAUUUCUGCAAGUAUGAGUGAAGGUCUGCAGCCACCCAGAGGGCCCACAGGAGCACUCCUGGCCUUCAGACCCUGUCUGAAGCUGGUAACACUGCUGCCAACCAGGACUAGAAAUAAACAGCUGAUGCUGACAUUCUGAUCA
This is a messenger RNA of Urocitellus parryii (Arctic ground squirrel), 1380 nucleotides long. It is a transcript of the gene Neurl2, whose product is annotated as neuralized E3 ubiquitin protein ligase 2. Gene Ontology annotation, biological process: intracellular signal transduction. The record is from RefSeq and is a predicted model, not a curated record. Gene Ontology annotation, molecular function: ubiquitin protein ligase activity. Lineage: Eukaryota; Metazoa; Chordata; Mammalia; Rodentia; Sciuridae.